CACGUGCCGCCCCCGGCCCGGGCUCCGGGAAGGCGAAGGGGGGGCGGGGGCCACCGGAGCUUGCAAACGGUUCCGGCACCAACGGUGGCAACAAAGAAGACGAAUGACCCCCGUCCCGGGGCUCCGGGUGAAGGCAGGCGGAGGGCCCGGACCACACGGGGACCCAGUUCUGGGAAGCGAGGGCAAGGGCGCCCCGCGGGGGCGGUGGCGGCUGCGCCUGGCGCCGGGGCUCUGGCCGCCUGACAAAACCAUCCCCCGGAGCCAGGCGGCGGCGAGUCGGCGGCGGCUCCAUCCGGGGCUUUGCGGGAGGGGGAGGGGACGGAAGCCGAGAGGGCGGGCGGCGGAUCGGAGGGAGGGAGGGAGGAAGGGGAGGGGGGCGAUUCGCGUUCCGUUCCCCGUUGCCGGUCCCUCCCUUCUCGCCGCCACCGCGAAGUGCGUCCCGAGCGGCGGCGGCCGGUGAGCGUCCCGCGCUGGAGCCCUGAGAGGCAGGCCCGUCAGAUUUUUAAAAAAAUGGAUUUGGCCAACCAUGGACUUAUUCUCCUGCAACAGUUAAACGCUCAGCGAGAGUUUGGUUUCCUGUGUGACUGCACGGUUGCCAUCGGCGAUGUGUACUUCAAGGCACACAAAUCAGUUCUUGCUUCAUUCUCCAAUUACUUUAAGAUGUUGUUUGUCCAUCAGACCAGUGAGUGUGUCCGUUUGAAACCAACUGACAUACAGCCAGAUAUUUUCAGCUAUCUCUUACAUUUGAUGUACACUGGCAAGAUGGCACCUCAACUGAUUGAUCCUGUUAGAUUAGAACAGGGGAUCAAGUUUCUGCACGCCUACCCGCUGAUCCAGGAAGCCAGCCUGGCCAGCCAAGGAGCCUUUUCUCAUCCCGACCAAGUCUUCCCCCUGGCCUCUUCCCUGUAUGGCAUUCAGAUUGCAGAUCACCAGUUGAGACAAGCCACCAAGCUUGCCUCCGCCCCUGAGAAGCUCGGGCGGGAACCCCGGCCACAGCCGCCCAGGAUGAGCCAGGAGCAGGUGCCUGAGGCCUCCCAGCUCUCGCAGCUGACUUCAAACCUGGCCCAGGUGACUCGGACGCACCUGACUCCCUCGGACCCCCUGCAGACCUCGCUGUCUCCAGAACUCGUUUCCACUCCUGUGCCCCCCACUCCCGCUGGGGAGGAGGCCAAUCUGGAAGCCUCUUCCUCGGACGAGCAGCCAGCACCCCUCACCAUAGCCCACGUCAAGCCGAGCAUCAUGAAGAGGAACGGGAGCUUCCCGAAGUACUACGCCUGCCACCUGUGCGGCCGGCGCUUCACGCUGCGGAGCAGUUUGCGGGAACACCUCCAGAUCCACACGGGGGUCCCGUUCACGGCCGGCCAGCCAGGAGAAAGCCGGGCGCCCCUGUCUCUUUGUAGCAACGCGGCCGACCUGGGGAAGGACGCCAUGGAGGUGCCCGAGGCCGGGAUGGUCAGUGACAGUGAGCUGCCGCACAUCUCCGACUCCCCCAUCAUCGACGGGCAGCAGCACUCGGAGACGCCGCCGCCCUCCGACAUCGCGGACAUAGACAACCUGGAGCAGGCCGACCAAGAGCGCGAGGUCAAGCGGCGCAAGUACGAGUGCACCAUCUGCGGCCGCAAGUUCAUCCAGAAGAGCCACUGGCGGGAGCACAUGUACAUACACACCGGCAAGCCCUUCAAAUGCAGCACGUGUGACAAGAGCUUUUGCAGGGCCAACCAGGCGGCCCGGCAUGUGUGCCUCAAUCAGAGCAUCGACACCUACACCAUGGUGGACAAACAGACCCUGGAGCUCUGCACGUUUGAGGAAGGCAGUCAGAUGGACAACAUGUUGGUCCAGACCAACAAACCCUACAAAUGCAACUUGUGUGACAAAACGUUCUCGACUCCCAAUGAGGUGGUUAAACAUUCGUGCCAAAACCAGAACUCGGACGUUUUUGCCCUGGACGAGGGGCGGUCCAUUCUCCUGGGCAGUGGGGACUCUGAAGUCACGGAACCUGACCACCCGGUGUUAGCUUCCAUCAAAAAGGAACAGGAAACAGUGUUGUUAGACUGAAUGUGACCUACCUUUUUAAAAACUGUCAUUUUUACAGAGACUGUCUCCUCUCUCUUUCUCCGCCCUCCCCUCCCACCCCCCAGUUCAGAACCGUAGUUCUCCAUGGCAUGAUACAAACAGGUCCCCGGCCCCUCUGUCCCUCCCACCCCCUCCCUGUCCCCAGCCCUUCCUCCGCAAAGGCUUUGUGCAUUAUAAACCUGGAACAUACUUACUUCGAGUCAGGGGAUAUUGGAGAGGUAAUGGUCAGUAGUACUUAUAAGCUCAAAUAGAUUUUGAGACGUUUUAGAUUAUUUAAAAGCCUACUUGGAACUAAUGAAGGGUAUAUAACAAAACAAAACAACUAGAAUGCAAUUUGGUAAGCGAAAAUUAUGACUUUCCCUGGGUAAUAAGUCUUCCUUCUCAGAAAAUGGCAGAAAAUACAGCAUGCUUCUUAAAGAUACCGCUGGGCUCUGUACUAUGCAAAAUCUAGAAGGUGUGGGGAAACUUGAAACCCAAGCAAAUGUUCUUAGUAUUUUAUCCUCCAGGUCUUAUUUCAGAAUGCAUCCUUUGAGAUUAUGUCCAGUCAAGAAAAAUCAUUCGCUAAGAAAUCUACUUGAACAAAACACAAAAGAGAAAAAGUAAUAAUGUGAUGGCAAUCUUAAUUUUUGGAUAAAACAUGACAAAGCUGUGAGUUUGUGUGUUUGUAAGAGAAAACGUGUGGAUAUUUGCGAUAAACAGGUGUAUUAACGCACAUGCCUUAUCAAAUUGCUGGCUUCUUUCAAAGUUGAACAAGAACAAAAUUCUGUUUUAGUUUCUGAUAAAUCUGUUGGUUGUUUUUAAAAUCAGAUUUGAAAGUACUAUUCUAUAGAUUGUCUUUCUGAAUAGAAAACGACAUGCCAUUCCAGCAGCUGCCAGUGUUAAAUUUGUUUUAGCACCGACCGGCUGCUUUAAAUCAGUGUAUGUAUGCAGGAAAGUGCAUCUCAGAGGGGAGGUUGUGAGCAGAGCAUGUAGUAACUUUAAUGACUUUAAAUGUUAAUGCUGAUAGUUUACUGGCAAGAUUCAUUGAAGCAUCCAAAAUGGCAGAGAAAAAUCAGGACAAAAAAACCUAAUUGCUGUUUGGGGAAAAAACUUGAUUUUGAUGUUUCAUCUCCACCUUUUUUUUUUCCCUUUUUCUUUAAACACCUGAAAUUUUCCUCCAUUGGCCUGAAAGCAGUAAAACGCAUCCAUUAAUCUUUCCUUAGGCCAGUAACAGAAUGGUCUGACAGGACAAAACAGGAGCCAGAAAUAAGGACCGAAGGGAAAAGGGAAGUUAGCUGUGCUGUAUGUAUAUGUUUAAAACUGAAUAUCCCGUCAUCCUGUUUCAUGUAUAGUUGAGUUCUCAGAUUUGUAAGUUUUUAUACAUACUUUCAUUGAAUAAACAUUUAAUUAAAUGGGUA
Messenger RNA from Callorhinus ursinus (northern fur seal), 3470 nucleotides. RefSeq names its product zinc finger and BTB domain containing 2 (gene ZBTB2). Gene Ontology annotation, biological process: regulation of transcription by RNA polymerase II. The record is from RefSeq and is a predicted model, not a curated record. Gene Ontology annotation, molecular function: protein binding; DNA-binding transcription factor activity, RNA polymerase II-specific. Lineage: Eukaryota; Metazoa; Chordata; Mammalia; Carnivora; Otariidae. Gene Ontology annotation, cellular component: nucleus.